Lactuca sativa (garden lettuce) is the source of this 1065-nucleotide messenger RNA. RefSeq names its product glutathione S-transferase DHAR2. Gene Ontology annotation, biological process: ascorbate glutathione cycle; protein glutathionylation; cellular oxidant detoxification. The record is from RefSeq and is a predicted model, not a curated record. NCBI's taxonomy places the organism in Eukaryota, Viridiplantae, Streptophyta, Magnoliopsida, Asterales, Asteraceae. Gene Ontology annotation, molecular function: glutathione dehydrogenase (ascorbate) activity.
ACUAGAUAGGGUGGGUAUCCGUUUUCUUUCUUUAACUUUUCGAUCAUGCCUUUUGGUUUGUUAAACGUGAAUCUUUCAAUUGUUCCGUUUCGCUACGGAGCAUAUGAAACAUCCUUCCCUUCAUUGGGUUCUGUCGACAAUCAACGACAGUAUGCGCUCCAAGUCCUGCAUAAAUAUCCACACAACUCACCCAAUUCGAUAGAACAAGCAGCAAAUUAUAAGUUUCAAUUCUAAUGGCGAUUGAGGUCUGUUGCAAAGCUGCUGUCGGUGCUCCUGAUAUUCUUGGAGACUGUCCAUUUUGUCAAAAGGUUCUUUUGACACUGGAAGAGAAGAAGGUCACCUACACAAUCCUUCUUAUUAAUCUGGACAGCAAACCCGAAUGGUUUCUUGAAGUGAAUCCAAAUGGGAAAGUUCCGUUGAUAAAAUUCGAUGACAAAUGGAUUUCUGAUUCUGAUGUUAUUGUGGGUCUGAUUGAAGAGAAGUUCCCUGAACCUUCACUUUCUUCUCCACCUGAACUCGCCUCUGUGGGAUCAGAGAUUUUCUCAAAUUUUGUGACAUUUUUAAAGAGCGAGGAUAGUAAUGAUGGAACAGAGCAAGCUUUGCUUGAUGAAUUGGAGGCAUUGGAAGAACACCUCAAGAAUCAUGGACCUUAUGUGAAUGGAGAAAAGAUCACAGCCGUUGAUUUGAGUUUGGCACCAAUUCUUUACCAACUUGUGGUGGCUCUUCCUCAUUUCAAGAACUGGACUAUCCCUGAAAGUUUGAUUCAUGUGCAUAACUACACAAAGUCUUUGUUUGCUUUGGAGUCGUUUGAGAAAACCAAAGCUGCUAAAGAAUAUGUGAUUGCUGGAUGGGUACCGAAGCUUAAUGCAUGAAGCCAUUCCAAGCUCUAGCUUUAACUAGGGAAGAGUCCCGCAUUGCGGGAUUGGUUACGAAAAAAACCACUGAGAAACAUACGGAUAAAAUCAGUAGAUUCAGAACCCAAAUAGUGACAAUUCCUAAUAGAUGGUUUACAAAGGUUGCAAAUUGUAUAACUACUCCAAGAAUGUUAAGCAUAAACUUUACAAA